Rhagoletis zephyria (snowberry fruit fly) is the source of this 982-nucleotide messenger RNA. RefSeq names its product protein scalloped-like. Gene Ontology annotation, molecular function: DNA-binding transcription factor activity, RNA polymerase II-specific; RNA polymerase II cis-regulatory region sequence-specific DNA binding. Gene Ontology annotation, cellular component: transcription regulator complex. Lineage: Eukaryota; Metazoa; Arthropoda; Insecta; Diptera; Tephritidae. The record is from RefSeq and is a predicted model, not a curated record. Gene Ontology annotation, biological process: hippo signaling; embryonic organ development; regulation of transcription by RNA polymerase II.
CAUCCAUCAUCCAACUCACAGCAAUUCUGGCAGCCAGGUCUACAGCCCAGCACCUCACAAGACAUUAAGCCAUUCGCACAACCCCCCUACCCCGCCGGCAAGCCAUCGACAGCCGUGUCUGGUGACAUCGAAGCAGGACUUCCGCCAGCACAACUGCCGUGGGAGGGUAGAGCGAUAGCGACGCACAAAUUCCGUUUGCUGGAAUUCUCGGCAUUCAUGGAAAUACAAAGAGAGGAUAUCUAUCACCGGCACUUGUUCGUACAACUCGGUGGCAAACCGUCCUUUUCCGAUCCGCUACUCGAGACUGUUGACAUCCGACAGAUCUCCGAUAAGUUCCCUGAGAAAUCAGGCGGUCUUAAAGAUCUCUACGAAAAAGGUCCACAAAAUGCCUUCUAUCUGGUUAAAUGUUGGGCAGACUUGAAUACCGAAAUAACCGGCAGCGAGACGGGAGAUUUCUAUGGCGUUACGAGUCAAUAUGAGAGUAACGAAAAUGUUGUGCUCGUGUGUUCGACAAAAGUCUGCUCGUUUGGCAAACAGGUCGUCGAGAAAGUGGAAACAGAAUACUCACGCUUGGAGAAUGGUCGCUUCGUAUAUCGCAUACAUCGGUCGCCGAUGUGCGAAUAUAUGAUAAAUUUCAUACAGAAAUUGAAGAACCUGCCUGAGCGAUAUAUGAUGAACAGUGUCCUGGAGAACUUCACAAUACUGCAGGUGAUGCAAGCGCGAGACACACAAGAGACCCUUCUCUGCAUAGCGUACGUGUUCGAGGUGGCGGCACAGAAUAGCGGCGCUACGCACCACAUUUAUCGGUUGAUAAAGGAAUAGCAUGAACUGCAACUGCCCAAUCUAUCCACACACAAUGAAUUCAACAGUAGAAGCAGCGGCGGCGGCGGCGGCGGCCUCGGUGGCAGUGGCAGUGUAGGAGGAAGCGUAGGAGGCGUUAGCAAGUGUGGUGAUAGUGACCGCCAUGGCAGUAGCUCCCUGG